UCUAGAUGUGCCCCUGUAUUAUUACAAGAUCAUGUCUCUCUAUGACAUAGUCCUGGGGAUCAUCUUCUUUUCUCAGACUGGAGUUGGGGUCCUGGGCAACUCCUUACUCUUCUGCUUUUAUGUCUUUACUUUGUUUAGCAGCCACAGGUCAAGGCUAUUGGACCCCAUUCUGGUCCAACUAACACUGACUAACACCAUAGUGCUCCUCUCUAAAGGAUGCCCACUAGUAAAUUUCUAUUUUGGGGAUGUUUAUUUCCUGGGAAACUUAGGCUGUCAAAUGGUAUUUUACUUCCAAAGGAUGAGCCGGGGCCUUGCUGCCUGUACCACGUGUCUCCUGAGUAUCUUUCAGGCUGUCACUAUUAGUCCCAGCAGCUCCAGGUUGGCCAAACACAAAGUCAGAGUUCUGAAGCUCAUCAGGCCCUCGUGUCUCCUCUGCUGGAUAUUCAACAUGAUCAUAGAAGUAAACGUGCCCUUUCAUAUAACUGGAUCAAAGAGGAUCAACAGCAGCCACACAGGGGGAUUUGAAGUCCUUUAUUGCUACUGGGAAAAGGUGUUAAAGGAAGUAACCAUCCUGCCCUCCCUGCGAGACAUCCUUUGUGUUGGAGGCAUGGUCUGGGCCAGCGGCUACAUAAUAGUUCUGCUGUACAGACAUCAACGGAAAGUCCAGCACAUUCACCGCACGAGCCUCUCACAGAAGACUUCUCCGGAGAUCAGGGCCACCCAAACCAUCCUGCUGCUGCUGAGCAUCUUUGUUUCUGCUUACUGCAUCAGCUGUGGCUUCACACUGUACAAAGUGUAUGUGACUCAUUCGGGUGACUGGCUGGUGGUCGUGUCUACUUUCACCGCCUUGUGUUUCCCAACCAUCAGCCCCUUUUUGCUCAUUCACAGGGACAGUCAGAUCUUCAGCUCCUGCUGUGCCUCCUGGCAGAAGUCAAUUCUCAAUUCUUGGAAUAGCUGUGGGGAUUUCCAAGUCGAUUCAUCUCUGGAUCAAAUUUCUUAGUGAAGAUUUCUGGGAAAGGUCCCGUAACAUAGUGAAUCCAAGUGGACCUGGACCUAUGGGUGAGGUAGAUUUCAGCCUUUCCCAAUGUUAAAUAUAUGACAUAUAGGUUUGAAGGAGGAUAUGGGAUGCUCCUAUUAGCUUAUGGUUUGAAUUGUAAAGUCCUCUGUAUAAGCUCUUGCCAAAGUUAUUCUUAAAUCUCUUUCCAGCAAUAUUGGCUGUUACUCCUCCUCUAGUACUUUACAUUCUUCCCAAAUCAUAAUUCCCUUGGUUUCUCCCACAUACUUUAUUUAUGAUCUCUGUUUAAUUGCUUUGUAUUUUUUUACUUAGUAUUCAUAUUAUAGGAAUAUAUAAAAGUCCUUCCUGUGUCCCUAUUAAAAUGCAACCUCCUUGAGAAUAUAUAAUAUGUUGUGACUUGUAAUCCUCACACCUAGCUGAGAGCCUAAUGAUUUCCUGGCAAAGGAAACCACUAGACUCAUUGACCAUUUUCUUCUCCCAUUCAUUUUAUAGUUGGAGAAACUGAGGAAAAUAUGAUUAAGUCACUUGCCCAGGGUCACUCAGUUAGGAAGUGUCUGAGGUGAGAUUUGAACUCAUGAAGAGGGUUCUUCUUGACUCUAGGCUAGGCACACUAUCUACUGUACCACCUUGUCAUAAUUUGGGGUUCAUGAGGUGUUCAGGAAGGACUGGUACCUCUGUUAUGAAACUUA
Molecule: messenger RNA, 1704 nt
Organism: Monodelphis domestica (gray short-tailed opossum)
Lineage: Eukaryota; Metazoa; Chordata; Mammalia; Didelphimorphia; Didelphidae
Product: vomeronasal type-1 receptor 4-like
Biological process (GO): G protein-coupled receptor signaling pathway
Cellular component (GO): membrane
Molecular function (GO): pheromone receptor activity
Source: RefSeq, a predicted model, not a curated record